CUUGGCGUGGGGAGGCUGGAGUCUCCUUCGGAGAGGAGAGCGUCUCUGGAGACCGUUCGAGAGGAAGAGCGAGGGAGGCGCCGCCGCCGCCACCGCCUUAGCCGGCCGCGAUGCCUUCUGCCUGGAGCCGAGGAGCGCCUGGCCCCGGGGUGAUCACCCUGCUUCUGGUAGCCCUGGGCAACCUGGGACUUUGCCACGCAAGGGUUGAGUAUGGAGAUGUACUGCCAGAUUCCUUCCCAUCAGCACCUGCAGAGUCCCUCCCCAAUUUCCUCUUGGAGCCACAAGAUGCCUACAUAGUGAAGAACAAGCCGGUGGAGCUGACCUGCAGAGCCAACCCAGCCACCCAGAUCUACUUCAAGUGCAAUGGAGAAUGGGUGAAUCAGAAUGACCAUCUCACAGCAGAGAGCCUGGACGAAGUCACUGGGCUCCUUGUAAGAGAAGUCCAGAUCGAAGUCUCUCGCCAGCAAGUGGAGGAGCUGUUUGGCCUAGAAGAUUACUGGUGUCAGUGUGUGGCCUGGAGUUCUGCUGGAACCACCAAAAGUCGCCGAGCGUACGUUCGGAUAGCAUAUGUUCAGGCUUGUAGGUACGAUAAAUGUUUCAGAGAAUCUGAAAAACCAUCAGUUGGAAGCUACCACCGUGCUUGA
Thamnophis sirtalis is the source of this 644-nucleotide messenger RNA. NCBI's taxonomy places the organism in Eukaryota, Metazoa, Chordata, Lepidosauria, Squamata, Natricidae. The record is from RefSeq and is a predicted model, not a curated record.